CAACUGACUGGUUCUUCUGAUGUUUACACAGGAUACCAUGUUGAGACAUUCUCUACAUCCAGAGUGCAACAGCAGGAAGAUCAGAGAGCGAAGAGGUCUCAUCACUGCCCACAUUGUGAAGAGAUUUUCCCAUUUCUAUCAAAGCUAAAAAUACACCUAAAAAUACACACAGGAGAGAAGCCUUACUCCUGCCCUGACUGUGGAACUAGUUUCUCUAAACUUUCCAACUUAAAAUCACAUGAACGUAUACACACAGGAGAGAAGCCUUACUUCUGCUCUGACUGUGUAAAAUGCUUCAAAACAUCAACUCAGCUAAAAGUUCAUCAGAGAACACACACAGGAGAGAAGCCUUACUCCUGCUCUGACUGUGGAAAAUGCUUCACAACGUCAACUGAUCUAAAAGUUCAUCAGAGAACACACACAGGAGAGAAGCCUUAUUCCUGCCCUGACUGUGGAACUAGGUUCUCUAAACUUUCCAACUUAAAAUCACAUGAACGUAUGCACACAGAAGAGAAGCCUUACUUCUGCUCUGACUGUGUAAAAUAUUUCAAAACAUCAACUCAGCUAAAAGUUCAUCAGAGAACACACACAGGAGAGAAGCCUUAUUCUUGCCCUGACUGUGGAACUAGGUUCUCUACACUUUCCAACUUAAAAUCACAUGAACGUAUACACACAGGAGAGAAGCCUUACUUCUGCUCUGACUGUGUAAAAUGCUUCAAAACAUCAACUCAGCUAAAAGUUCAUCAGAGAACACACACAGGAGAGAAGCCUUACUCCUGCUCUGACUGUGGAAAAUGCUUCACAUCGUCAACUGAUGUAAAAGUUCAUCAGAGAACACACACAGGAGAGAAGCCUUAUUCCUGCCCUGACUGUGGAACUAGGUUCUCUCAACUUUCCAACUUAAAAUCACAUGAACGUAUACACACAGGAGAGAAGCCUUACGUCUGCUCUGAAUGUGGAAAAUGUUUUAAAACAUCAAAUGAGCUAAAAGUUCAUCAGAGAACACACACAGGAGAGAAGCCUUAUUCCUGCCCUGACUGUGGAACUAGGUUCUCUAAACUUUCCAACUUAAAAUCACAUGAACGUAUACACACAGGAGAGAAGCCUUACUUCUGCUCUGAAUGUGGAACUAGGUUCUCUAAACUUUCCAACUUAAAAUCACAUGAACGUAUACACACAGGAGAGAAGCCUUACUUCUGCUCUGAAUGUGGAAAAUGCUUCAAAACAUCAAAUGAGCUAAAAGUUCAUCAGAGAACACACACAGGAGAGAAGCCUUAUUCCUGCCCUGACUGUGGAACUAGGUUCUCUACACUUUCCAACUUAAAAUCACAUGAACGUAUACACACAGGAGAGAAGCCUUACUUCUGCUCUGACUGUGUAAAAUAUUUCAAAACAUCAACUCAGCUAAAAGUUCAUCAGAGAACACACACAGGAUAGAAGCCUUAUUCUUGCCCUGACUGUGGAACUAGGGUCUCUAAACUUUCCAACUUAAAAUCACAUGAACGUAUACACACAGGAGAGAAGCCUUACUUCUGCUCUGACUGUGGAAAAUGCUUCACAACGUCAACUGAUCUAAAAGUUCAUCAGAGAACACACACAGGAGAGAAGCCUUAUUCCUGCCCUGACUGUGGAACUAGGUUCUCUAAACUUUCCAACUUAAAAUCACAUGAACGUAUACACACAGGAGAGAAGCCUUACUUCUGCUCUGAAUGUGGAAAAUGUUUUAAAACAUCAAAUGAGCUAAAAGUUCAUCAGAGAACACACACAGGAGAGAAGCCUUUCUUCUGCCCUGACUGUGGAACUAGUUUCUCUCGACUUUCCUACUUAAAAUCACAUGAGCGUAUACAUACAGGAGAGAAGCCUUACGUUUGCUCUGACUGUGGGGCGAGUUUCUAUCAUCUCGGAACCUUAAAAACACACCAACGUAUACACACAGGAGAGAAGCCUUACUCCUGCUCUGACUGGAAAAUGCUUCAAAACAGCAAAUGAGCUAAAAGUUCAUCAGAGAAAACAAACAGGAGAGAAGCCUUACUUCUGCUCUGACUGUGGAAUUAGUUUCUCUCAACUUUCCCACUUAAAAAUACAUGAACGUAUACACACAGGAGAGAAGCCUUACUUCUGCUCUGACUGUGUAAAAUGUUUCAAAACAUCAACUCAGCUAAAAGGUCAUGAGAGAACACACACAGGGGAGAGAAAAAGGUUAAUCAGAGAACACAGGCAUGAGAGAAGCCUGCUUAUGUCUGCUCUGACUUUUGGGUGAGUUUCACUCACCAUAGCAACUUAACACACCAAAGACUAUAGACGUCUAGCCAAAGGCUGCGUGUUUGAAUCUCAUCAAUGACGACUUAGCAAUUUAGCUAACUAGCAACUUUGCAACUUCUUACUAAUUUUUAGCUAUGUUAGCAUGUUAGCUUAGCAUGCAACUACUUAGCAUGUUAGCUAACCUUUCCCCUAAACCCAUUUAACUCUACCUUAAACCCCUCACCCCUAACCUAGCUAACGUUAGCAACAACAAAUUGGAAUUCGUAACAUAUCAUACAUAUUACAAGUUCGUAACAUAUUGUAUGAAUAGCAAUGCGUAACAUAACAUAUGAAUUGUAAUUCUUAACAUCUGAUAUGUCCUACAAGUCGUAUUAUACUGAACAACAAUCUAAAUGGAACAAUUUCAAAGAUUUACAGUUCGUAUAAGGAUAUCAGUCAAUUGAAAUAAAUGAGGCCCUAAUCUAUGGAUUUCACAUGACUGGGCAGGGGCUCAGGCUUGGGUGGGACUUUGGAGGGCAUAGGCCCACUUGGGAGCCAGGCCCAGCCAAUCAGCAUGAGUUUUUCCCCACAAAAGGUCUUUAUUACAGACAUAAAUACUACUCAGCCCCCUCCCAGACAAUCCUGCAGGUGAAGAGUUCCUGGGCUGCCGUGGUUACAUGUGUUCUGCAUUUGUGAGGCCUGUUGGAUGUACUGCCAAAUUAUCUGAAAGGACUUUAGAGGUGUCUUAUGGUAGAGAUAUAAAUAUUGAGUUCUCUGUUAACAGCUCUGGUGGACAUUCCUGGAUUCAUCAUGACAAUUGCACAUUCUCUAAAUUUGAGACAAAUGUGACAUUGUGUUGUGUGGCCUUUUAUUGUCCCCCAGCACAAGGUGCACCUGUGUAAUGAUAAUGCUGUUUUAUCAGCAUCUUGAUAUGCCACACCUAUCAGGUGGAUGGAUUAUCUUGACAAAGGCUGAAAUGCUCACUAACAGGGAUAUAAACAAAGUUGUGCACAACAUUUGAGAGACAUUAGCUUUUUGUGCAUAUGGAACAUUGCUGGAUUUUAUUAUUUCAGCUCAUGAAACCAACACUUUAAACAUGUUUAGUUUAUAUUUUAGUUUAUUUACUGUGAUAGUCCAAACAUACUAAAUGGAGUGGCACUGAUGUUUGUUGUAUAAUAUAAAACGUUUUGCUCUGAGACCAGGUUGUCCCUCUGCAGUAUUCUGUGGGAAGGAGCUAGUAUACCCUUUUUAAUUGUUUUUAUUGAACCUUUGUUUAACUAGGCAAGUCAGUUAAGAACCAAUUCUUAUUAACAAUGGUGGCCUAGGAACAGUGGGUUCAGAUUUUUACCUUGUCAGCUCGGGGAUUCGAUCUUGCAACCUUUUGGUUACUGGCCCGCUCUAACCACUAGGCUACCUUCCACCCAUAACAUGUAUCAGAUAGAGAUGGUGUGAUGAUCACUUUUCACCAUUAGUUUGGGGAGGAUUGUUUUACAACUUUAUUUAAUGAUACACAGUUUAUGAAAUGAAUACAUGUGUUUAUGAAUUGUCUUUAAAGCUAGAUGAGUUAUUUUAGUUACUGAUCAUGAAUGUGUUUGGACAACUGCAUUGAAGAAAACGUUACUGAUCUGCCAAUGAAAAAUAAAGUUACAUGAAUAUGUACUGGUCAA
This is a messenger RNA of Salvelinus fontinalis (brook trout), 3908 nucleotides long. RefSeq names its product zinc finger protein 658B-like. Lineage: Eukaryota; Metazoa; Chordata; Actinopteri; Salmoniformes; Salmonidae. Gene Ontology annotation, biological process: regulation of transcription by RNA polymerase II. The annotation marks the transcript as partial. Gene Ontology annotation, cellular component: nucleus. Gene Ontology annotation, molecular function: RNA polymerase II transcription regulatory region sequence-specific DNA binding; DNA-binding transcription factor activity, RNA polymerase II-specific. The transcript has a single exon. The record is from RefSeq and is a predicted model, not a curated record.